GAGCAGCCGUUCAGACGCCGGCGGCACCAGAUGAACCUCAGCGCAUUAAGAGACAGGCGAUCUCUGCAGAGCCCACAGCCCUGGACCCCUCACAGCUCACUGAUGUCACACUGAAGAGCUACUGCAAGACCAAAGAGUCCAGUGAGCGGAUCCAGAGGGCUCUGAUGGACAAUGACUUCAUGAAACAUCUGGAACACGGGCAGAUCCUCACCAUCAUGGACUGCAUGCAUCCAACCAGCCUCACCAAAGGCUGCUGUGUCAUCCAGGAGGGAGACGACGGCUCCACGGUCUACGUCCUGGAGGAGGGGAUGGUGGAGGUGACCAAACAAGGGAAGAAACUGUGCUCCAUCGGUGAGGGCAAAGUGUUUGGAGAACUGGCCAUCCUGUACAACUGCACUCGCACUGCAACUGUAACAGCUCUGACCGACAUCAAGCUGUGGGCGAUCGACCGACAGGGUUUCCAGACCAUCAUGAUGAGAACUGGUCUCAUCAAACACUCCCAGUACAUGGACUUCCUCCGCAGCGUUCCCUCGUUUCAGUCUCUACCGGAGGACGUUCUCAGCAAACUGGCCGAUGUUUUAGAGGAGACUCAUUACAGCGACUGUGAUUACAUCAUCCGUCAGGGAGCCACCGGAGACACAUUCUUCAUCAUCAGUGAAGGACAGGUGAAGGUCUCCCAGCAGAACUCCCCCAGUGAGGAGCAGCUGGUGGUGAAGACGCUCUCUAAAGGAGACUGGUUUGGAGAACAAGCUCUGAAAGGUGAGGACGUCCGUACAGCCAGCCUCACCGCUGUGGGAGACGUCACAUGUCUGGUCAUUGACAGAGAGUCCUUCAAACAGCUGAUCGGAGGACUGGAUGACGACAACAACAAGCAGUGUGACAGUGACGAGGUCGAGGCCCAUAUUCAGGCAGAAGCAGAUUUAUUCUCCAGAGUGUCGCUCAGUGAUUUCAACGUCAUCUGCACUCUGGGGAUGGGCGGCUUCAGCCGCGUGGAGCUGGUGCAACUAAAGAACGAUCCCAACCGCUCGUUCGCCCUGAAGGUGUUAAAGAAACGUCACAUCAUGGACACCAGCCAGCAGGGCCACAUCCUGUCAGAGCGGCGCAUCAUGAUGGAGGCUCACAGCUCCUUCAUCAUCAGGUCUUCUUCUUCUUCUUCUUCUUCUUCUUCUCCUUUAUGUUCCCACCUUGGUGCUGUUAUAUUUGAAAUAGUUCUGUGUUAUAGUCCUGAGAUUUUUAGGCACAUUUCGUGACAUAUGAACCUUCAACUUGAGAGUAAACGAUAAAGAAGUGUGUGAAAAGGGUCAGAAUAUGAUAUUAUAAUAUCUAGACCCAGCGUCCAACAUACAUAAACCCUAUUUAAUGUUAUUCUACAUUAAAUGUGACACAUUCUGCUUAUACUACGACAAAUAUUCGUCCUCUUACACAAGAAGAGUUAAUUUCAUGAAUAAUAAAAGACACUUUGUCUGAUACGAAGAGUUAACCAUGUGAGAGCAAAAGGCCCUUUAACAGCAUACCGUCAGGUG
This is a messenger RNA of Anarrhichthys ocellatus (wolf-eel), 1523 nucleotides long. RefSeq names its product cGMP-dependent protein kinase 1-like. The transcript is spliced from 12 exons. Lineage: Eukaryota; Metazoa; Chordata; Actinopteri; Perciformes; Anarhichadidae. Gene Ontology annotation, molecular function: ATP binding; cGMP-dependent protein kinase activity. Gene Ontology annotation, biological process: protein phosphorylation. The record is from RefSeq and is a predicted model, not a curated record. The annotation marks the transcript as partial.